ACAUGAAGGUCAUCACUUGUGAAAUAGCGUGGCAUAAUAAGGAGCCUGUGUACAGCUUAGACUUCCAACAUGGAGCUGAUGGGAAGAUCAAUCGACUGGCCUCAGCAGGUGUGGACACAGCUGUUCGGAUCUGGAAAGUGGAAAAAGGACCAGAUGGAAAAGCAAUUGUGGAAUUUUUCUCCAACCUCGCCCGCCAUACCAAAGCAGUAAAUGUUGUGCGCUUCUCUCCAAGUGGUGAGAUCCUAGCAUCUGGAGGAGAUGAUGCAGUUAUUUUAUUGUGGAAGCUGAAUGACAGCAAAGAAUUGGAACCGUUAGUUUUUCAGGAUGAAGAUGAAGCUCAGCUCAACAAGGAGAACUGGACAGUCGUUAAAACUCUAAGAGGCCACUUAGAAGAUGUCUAUGAUAUUUGUUGGACCUCAGAUGGAAAUUACAUGGCAUCUGCUUCUGUAGAUAACACAGCUAUAAUGUGGGAUGUCAAUAAAGGACAGAAGGUUUCAAUAUUAAACGAACACAAGAGUUACGUCCAAGGAAUAACCUGGGAUCCUCUGGGCCAGUACAUUGCAACUCUGAGUUGUGAUAGGAUCCUACGUGUAUACAACACGCAAACCAAGCGUGUAGCGUUCAAUGUUACCAAAAUGCCAUCUGGAUCAGGAGCUGAAGGAGAGGCUAGGAGCUAUCGGAUGUUUCAUGAUGACAGCAUGAAGUCGUUUUUCCGCAGACUCAGUUUUACUCCUGAUGGCUCCUAUUUACUGACUCCAGCUGGCUGUGUUGAAUCAGGAGAAAACGUAACAAACACAACGUAUGUUUUCUCCAGAAACAAUCUUAAAAGGCCUGUGGGUCACCUACCAUGUCCUGGAAAGGCAACUCUUGCUGUUCGCUGCUGCCCAGUCUACUUUGAGUCAAGACGAGCACUUAAUAAAGACGAAAUCAGUCAGAAAUCAUCUCCUGCUCUAUUUAAUCUGCCCUAUCGAUUGGUGUUUGCUGUUGCUUCAGAAGAUUCUGUGCUUUUUUAUGAUACUGAGCAGUCCUUCCCCUUCGGUUAUGUUUCUAACAUACAUUAUCACACCCUGAGUGACGUUUCAUGGUCCAGCGAUGGAGCCUUUCUUGCUAUUUCUUCCACCGAUGGCUACUGUUCAUUUGUUACCUUUGAGAAGGAUGAACUGGGAAUGCCACUCAAGGAGAAGCCACAGAUAAAUGUCAGGACUUCUGGUGCAAUGGAGAAGAAAGUGAAAAAGAGCCAGUUGCACAAAGUCAUUUCCCCAGCCUCUAGGCUGGCGGAGGGGACUCCUCCCAGCACUCCUGCCCUCCAACCUAGAACACCCACAGCUGCAAGUAAGGACUUGGCUUCCACACCUGUUGGCAUAAAAAAUGUUCCAGUCUCAUCCUCAGAUGAGAGGAAAAUCAGCCAGCCAGCCAGCCAGUGCACUAAAGUAAACCAGCCCAGGAGGAUUACUUUCAACACUUUACAAGCAUGGAGCAAGACGCCAAGGAGAGUAAACUUGAUUCCACUGAAGCCAGAUACACCAACCUCUCCAUAUACAGAUACAGUUCCUAUACCUCCUUCCUCAGAACAGGAACAUGUUUCAGAGAGGCCGUUACCAUCUGAUGACAGUCUUCAAAAUCCUCCAGCAUCAAAACGUCCUAGAACUGAGGAAAUGUCUCUUUCUACAUCUGCUGAAUAUCAAAUCAGCUGUGAUUCAAAGGCUAAGCUUUUAGUAGACUCUUCACAGUCUGAAGGUGAUGCAGCCGUAUGAGUGCAUUUCUUUCUGCAAAUGUUAAAUCCUCAAUUCCUGAUUGAAGUACCAUAUGCAUAUUUGAUGUAGUGCUAUGAAGAAAGAAACUGGCAGUAGAAGACACAGAUUUCAGGAAUGUAGCUUUGCAGAAGAGGAAAUAGCUGUGAAGUGACUUCUAAGUGCAUUUCUACUUCUUAAAGACCACAUUCUUCAAGAAAUGCCAUAGCUGAAGGAAUCAGUGAAGUCUGGGUAUUGAACAGCCAUACAGUAACAUAAGAGUUUCCAUCAGAAUCCCGAAGUUGUUUAUAAAGUAUUAAGGUCUUCAAGUAACCUGGCUGGCAAGUUCUCAGAAUAGACUUUCUAAGGACUUAAAACACAUUCAUAAUGAUUUGAUGAGGUUUAAGACCAAA
Athene cunicularia (burrowing owl) is the source of this 2143-nucleotide messenger RNA. RefSeq names its product chromatin assembly factor 1 subunit B (gene CHAF1B). The transcript is spliced from 13 exons. Gene Ontology annotation, molecular function: protein binding. Gene Ontology annotation, biological process: nucleosome assembly; DNA replication-dependent chromatin assembly. NCBI's taxonomy places the organism in Eukaryota, Metazoa, Chordata, Aves, Strigiformes, Strigidae. The record is from RefSeq and is a predicted model, not a curated record. Bases 3 to 1754 code for a protein of 583 amino acids. Gene Ontology annotation, cellular component: nucleus; CAF-1 complex.